AUGGCCCAUGGUGAAUACAGCCUUAUAGAGAUUGGCGAUGUAUUACCAGAAUUUGGAUGCAUCUUCGAAGUCCGUCAAGAUCGAAUCUGCUCCUUUGCUUCGUAUACGUGCUCAUCGCAGACUAUACUACGGAUAGUGGUGGAGGUCGAUUCCACUACCAUACCUGAGCAUCCGAUCCGACAUUGUUUUGGAAUCAACAGCAGUGACAGCUCCGCCAAUCUCGACCAAAACACUACAGCAGCUAAACGCACAUUCAGACAACCAAUAUGCCACCUUGGCGUACUAGUGGCAUGUCAAAGCCUGCCAACUGGUCAUAAUAUCCCGGGAACUAAUGGAAGUUGCAUCGAUGCCGACGCUAUGGAAUAUGUCGACCCAUUCUUUUUCCAUGCCUUGAGUACGGAAGGUGCAGGCAUUGGUGAUCUCCAAUAG
Molecule: messenger RNA, 429 nt
Organism: Sphaerulina musiva SO2202
Lineage: Eukaryota; Fungi; Ascomycota; Dothideomycetes; Mycosphaerellales; Mycosphaerellaceae
Exons: 1
Coding region: 1-429 (142 amino acids)
Source: RefSeq, a predicted model, not a curated record